UUAAAUGUCAUUCCUCCAAGCCGAUACUACGCUCCGUAGGAGAGGUAUACCCAAACUCGGAUUUGCAGAAUAUACGUCGUUUGAGCAAGAAAGAACGCAGAGAUGACACCAACGCAAGAGAAACCUCAGCUUCGAUGGGGCAUCAUUGCCACCGGAUGGAUCUCCUCGAUGUUUGUGCAAGACCUUCUCGCACCUCGAGCAGAUGCCCCCGCCCGCCACAUUGUUUCCUCGAUCGGUUCUUCCUCAGUAGAAAAAGCCAACGCAUUCAUCGAUAAGAUGUGGAAAGCCAGCGCGGAGCCACGUCCGAGCCCGUACGGCACAUACCAGGAGGUCUAUAACGACCCAAAUGUGGAUAUUGUAUACAUCGGGACACCGCACGUCCUUCACAAGCAGAACUGCCUGGACGCGAUUGCGGCGGGAAAGAAUGUUUUAUGCGAGAAGCCUUUCGCGAUGAACGAACGGGAGGCUCAAGAGAUUGUCGACGCUGCUAAAAAUAGGGGAGUCUUCAUUAUGGAAGCCAUGUGGACCAAGUUUUUCCCCGUUGUCCAAGCCCUCUACGAUCAUAUCUACGUUAAAAAGUCAAUUGGCCAGGUGCGCCGUGCAUUUGUGGAUUUCGGGUCCUCAAUGGACUUUGAUGCCAUCCCAGGCGAUUCGCGCCUGAAAGACCCAAAGCUAGGAGCUGGAGCUAUACUCGAUAUAGGAAUCUAUACUCUCACAUAUGCGUCGAUUAUCAUGGGCGAGGGCAAGUUAGGCGACGAGCAUCCCCACCCCAAAAUAUCUUCCUCUAUGGAAAUUAUCAACGGCGUCGACGAGUCCGAUAGUGUGAUUCUCACCUACGAUGCUGGCGCAGCCAAGAAGACUGCCGUGUGUACCGCGACAAUGCGCGUAAAAGGUUCCCCCGACUUUGCUCGAGUUGAUGGCAGUGAGGGAUCGAUAACUGUGUUUUCUGAUAUCGGACCAAGCUGCCCUAAAGGAUUCAGAGUGACAAGGGAGGGAGAAGAGCCAGUUGUUUAUCGGUUUGACUCUCCUGAAGGCACUCUAGGAUUUUUCUACGAAGCAGAUGCUGUUGCUUGUGAUAUUGCCCAGGGCAAACUCGAGAAUGAUGUGAUGCCAUUGAGCGAGACUCUAAGAAUGAUGAGGUUGAUCGACGAGUGCCGUCGUCAGAAUGGGCACAAGUAUCCGCAAGACGACGCUUGAUCUUGAUCACAGGGGGUUCUACAGCUAUUGAUCGCCCCUCGUGUAUAUAUAUUUAUCUUAUUUAGGACAAUGGGGAUAUUUGGUGUGGUGAC
Aspergillus ochraceoroseus IBT 24754 is the source of this 1289-nucleotide messenger RNA. RefSeq names its product Gfo/Idh/MocA family protein. The record is from RefSeq and is a predicted model, not a curated record. Gene Ontology annotation, molecular function: nucleotide binding. NCBI's taxonomy places the organism in Eukaryota, Fungi, Ascomycota, Eurotiomycetes, Eurotiales, Aspergillaceae. The transcript is spliced from 3 exons. Bases 103 to 1197 code for a protein of 364 amino acids.